This is a messenger RNA of Necator americanus (New World hookworm), 2376 nucleotides long. RefSeq lists its product as uncharacterized. The record is from RefSeq and is a predicted model, not a curated record. The transcript has 21 exons. The coding region runs from base 1 to 2376 and encodes 791 amino acids. NCBI's taxonomy places the organism in Eukaryota, Metazoa, Nematoda, Chromadorea, Rhabditida, Ancylostomatidae.
AUGGGUGGGGAGGGUGGCGUGGGCGGGGCUCUUGAAGACGUAGCACAGGAGGAGCAACCAGGCUACUGUAGCGAUCAUGACGCUAUCAGGAAACGCGCGGUGCAAUUAACGACGCUCAUCAGCCUCCUGGAUACGCGGCGGCACAUCAUACGGACCCGAAAAGUGUUCGAUAUGCAUUUUCUUCUGCUUCUGGCAGGUUUUCUCGUCUAUACGACAGCUCAACCAACGCAGAAUUUCAAUAAGAUUCCAAACUUUCCGUUUCUGCAAGGAGUUAGUGCCCUGGGGCUACAAGAAUUCCAAAAGCUGUUCAACACUCGCGACUUGACGCGCUCACAGUGGGAAGCGAACAUUCUUAGAUGGGCGGAAAAAUUUAAUGUGAAGCAGUCGGUUUUGCAAUUCAAGCAAAAAGUGGAGAAAGAAAAGCAAGCAGCCGAAGAUGAACUCCUAGAAGCGAUGGCAAAACUAAUGCAAUUCUUCAAGGAAUACCAGGAUGUUGGCGAUAACAGCAAAUUGACCUGGAGUCAAGCGGAUGCGAAGAGGCAGGAACUCGUGACAAAGUUGACACCGAAACAGCAGCAGGCGGCCGCAGCGCUCAGCGAAAUCUUCGCUCCCGUCUACGACGAGCAGACGCAGAAGCAGCCCGAGCAGUACGUGCCAGGACCAUAUGGACCUCGUGAACGGCAACAGUACGGUGUUGCAGGCCAACUUUGUAAAUCCGACAACAAAUCCACCAUCGCAUUUUCUACAUUUUCUAUUUCGUGCGGACAUACACCUCUCAGAUUCCGCUUCCUGCACGAUCGAUCGGAGGUUCGAAUCCGCCCUAGUGGUCACCAAGCCCUUCAUCCCUCCGGGGUCGAUAUAUUGGUACCAGACUUGUUUGCGAGGUUAGUCUCGGAAUUGGAUGAUCUAAGUGUGAAAUGGUCAGCGAAAAAACCAGGGGUGUUUGAAGCCAGGAAAGUUAGAAUAUCUUAUUAUUGUUGGCUAAUAAAACAGCAGACCCCAAACGAAGUCAAAAGAGAAAAUCCUCGAAAAUCUCCGUCAACCGUUAGCGUAGCCUGUCUAGACGCUACAUUCUCCUAUUGUUUACCUCCAAGGAUGAUUCUUCGAUUAUCUUGUCUAAUACCACUUACCCUUGCCCAAUUCCACUUCAAUCAAAAUGAUCAAAAUGGUCUGAACGGCGCGAAUCCUUCGUUUCCUCAGGAAGGAAUGUCCAGAGGAGUGGUUAGACAGAUCCUCACCCCUUAUAAUAUCACCUCAAACAGCAACGUCGAGAACAACAGCGGAGUGACGAUUCAGUUCCAGUUGCGAGGCUACUCUAAUCCUCAGUCGGCUUUGCCGAAUGGUUGGACGUGUGUCUGCCCACCGGAGAAAUCUUGUAACUAUUUAAAUCGACCACCAGCAUGCUAUUUCGGAUUCACGUUUAUCAUUUCGGCACCGGACACAUCCGUACGCUACUUCGCAACUGAAUUCGUCACACUCGAUUCCAAUGGUCAGCUACCUGCCAUUCAACGAAAUGGAUGGGAUCAGAACUACGUGGUGCAAUUGCCGAGCAAACCAUCGGCCAUCGACAUUUUCGCGCACCACCUUGGGCCAGUGAUUAACCAGGCCGACGGUUCACUGAUAGCUGUGGAAACGCUCACCCAUGUGGAUACUUUCGUUGUUCCAUUGUCGGAUACGCUUCCAGCUGUCGGUGGAGUUCAGAGUAUGGCUCAACAACAUGCUUAUCAAGGAAAACUGCUUGGAACUACACUCUACCUUUCGUAUUCGAUUUCAUGCACGGGACCAUUUAUUGGACCAGAUUGCGACUUAACAUGCACACCUUCGACGAUAAGUCCCAGUGUUGCGGCUUGUAGAUCCAACAGUACUGGAUUUUUCCAAGUGUGCAGUUUCCAAAGUGGAGGACAAGUUGACAACUGUAAAAACUGCCCAUGGGGUAUCAAGGAGAACACUUAUUGUCAGGACGAAGAGGGAGGCGUUCUGGAUCCGUACUCUGCUAGCGUUGUGGACACUGGUUACCGUACCGCUACCAUUAUACUCGGCAUACUUACCGGAAUUUUCCUGAUUUUGCUGAUCGUAGCACUACUUGCAGUUUGUGUACUAAGACGUCGACAACAACCUGUGGAGAAGGAGAUGACAAGCUUUGACAGGAAUGGCGGGGUCGCCGCAACUCGUCCGCUUUUGUCCGCCACCUACCGCGCUGAUCAGCCAACUCCGCUACCGCGAUCCCAGCCGCCCAGCCUGGACGCCAAGCCUAUAAAGUCAUCUUUGCGCAAAGCAAUGCUGCCACCAGCUACGCUCAAUGAUACUCGUGACACGAGCUUCAACAGUGAUCUCAACCCAACUGGGAUUCGGCCAAGUCGCAGCGAGGUUGUCUAA